This is a messenger RNA of Eremothecium sinecaudum, 1710 nucleotides long. RefSeq names its product Pex29p (gene PEX29). NCBI's taxonomy places the organism in Eukaryota, Fungi, Ascomycota, Saccharomycetes, Saccharomycetales, Saccharomycetaceae. Gene Ontology annotation, cellular component: peroxisomal membrane. The transcript has a single exon. The record is from RefSeq and is a predicted model, not a curated record. Gene Ontology annotation, biological process: peroxisome organization. Bases 1 to 1710 code for a protein of 569 amino acids.
AUGGAAGUUGUAGAUACGGUAGCCAAUUUCUUUCGAGACGAUAGAGAAAGGAGGACUGGUUAUCAGUUUAAGGAUAAUAACGAUACGACUAAUAGAUAUAACAAAAAAGACAAUACGAAAAGCUCACUAGCAUCAGCUAUGGACUCCCUUAAAAGCUAUACGAGUAGAACCACUGAGGGAAUGGCUACAAAGACUGAAACACUGCAUGCUUCCGGUAUACAAGGACUGUUGCUUGAUAGAUUGGUGGAGAAAGUCAUUAACAUAGCAAUUCCAUCACCAGCAGACGAUGCAGAAGGUAAAAUUGGGUCUCGGGUGGAGGCUGGUAAAAACCGGCCAGGCCUAUCAGUACCGAUUAUGAGUCGCAACUUUGUUCAAAUGAAUGCUAGGUUGAGUUUUCCGUUCAAGAUGUUGAAUGAAGUCAUUCGAGUUUUAAACUGGGAGAACCCAGCGUACACUCUCUCUAUUGCGGCACUUCUUUCUUUUGUGGUGCUAAAACCAGUUCCUAUGCUAAGUAGUGGACCAUUACUUUACAUUUUGUUUGUGGUGAUGGUUCCAAGUUACUUGAAUACUCAUCGUCCGGAGCCCUGGGACGAGCUAGGAACUUCAAAUCCGAUCCCUGCUACGGGACCACCUUUGAAAGAGGUUGAGAUUCCCAAACCAGUUCCUGAAUUCUCCAAAGAGUUCCUAUUGAACUUGACGGACUUGCAAAACCAUAUGGUAUUGUAUGUGAUUGCUUAUGACUUCAUUGACGCAUUUUUGGUUAAGUUUGCGUUCUUCAAGGACGAGAAUAUAAGCGCUGCGACAUUUAUGACGCUGUUUUUGGUUAGUGUGUUCAAUCUUUUGUAUAUGGAUACGCUAUAUAAAUGGAUUCCGUUCAAAUUAUUUAUUCUAGCUUUUGGGUGGUCGUUUAUUAUACUGCUACAUCCUAACUUUAGAGACUCAUUCCUAGGAUAUUUUUACUCUGAGGAAACAAGAAUCAGACUAUUGACAUUUUCAAAUAACCUAGAGAAACUUGUAAAUGAAUACUGGGACCAUUACGAGCCCCGAGAAAACCGCCAGGCGGCGAUUUUUGAAAUCCAGAAAUUCAAUAAACAGGCUAAAGCGUGGGAAACCGUAUGCUAUUCGCCCGACGAUUUUACGUUAUUGGCGAAGUCCAGAAUUGCCCAACAGUCACUUGAGAGCACUGCCCUAUCAUUAAGUGACGUCAAGGCCCCACAGGAAUGGGAAUGGAUAAGCAAAUAUGAUUGGGUAUUGGAUUUGGAUCCAAGGAAAUGGGUGAAUGAAGGAAUUGUUCAACAUGUGGAUGUUGAUACAGAAACAAAAUGGGUUUACGACUUAAGUUAUGAUGGUAACAGAGGACAAUACAGAAGAAGGAGAUGGAUUAGAUUGUGCACGAGGAUAAGACAAUUGGAUACGAUGAAAGACAGUAACGAUUAUGAUAUUUAUGAUGAAUUGGGCAUGAAAGAAAUGGAAAGGUACACUGGUGUAUCGCUGACAUCUAUGCAUGGCCUAAGCAGGAGAAAUAGUAUAACUAACACUAAUUCUCCUCAUUUAAUGGAAAAGAGGGAGUCUGAGAUUUCCGGUUCGAACUUGCAACCUGAUGGGCAUGUAAGUAAUGUAGAUACGCAAAUUCCAAAAGCAAUGGAAGCGGUGGAUCCAGGAUCCAAAGCUGUUAAAAGCUUGACGCACGUAUUAAAUUCACAUAGUUAA